CGCGUUUGUUCAUCAGUUGCAUCUCAUCGCUUGUGGAUAUAGCGUAUGGGCUCUUACGACUUGAUGGAGUGAAAGCAGACAUCACUUUUCUCUGAGAUGGAACAGUAAAAAGGGGAAAGCCAUGAUGCUGCAGCAGGCAGUCGCCAAACCUCGAAGACAAGCUUUACGGGGAGCCGGUUACCUCUUCCGCUCCCAGUCGUCCUCCUGUCCUUCCAUGACUGAAGAACUGUUUUUGAAUGCUGCAGAAUACGGCAACAACCCCGAGGUGAGGCGGAUGCUAGAGGAGCUACCAUUGCUCAAUGUCAACUGUGUUAACUACAUGGGCCAAAGUGCACUACAGCUGGCAGUGGCCAAUGAGCAUUUAGAGGUGACCAAGCUACUUCUGAGGAAGAAAGACCUCUCUAGAAUUGGAGAUGCUUUGCUGUUAGCUAUCAGUAAAGGAUACAUCCGUAUAGUGGAGGCCAUACUGAGCCACCAGGCCUUUGCAGACAGUCAGAGACUCACCAACAGUCCAAGUCAGUCGGGCACCCAUGACGACUUCCUCGCCUAUGAUGAGGAUGGCACACGUUUCUCCCACGACAUCACUCCCAUCAUCUUGGCUUCCAAGUGCAACGAGUACGAAAUAGUGCACAUACUUCUCAUGAAGGGGGCUCGUAUAGAGAGACCACAUGACUACUUCUGUCAGUGCAGGGCCUGCAGCGAGCAGCAGAGGCACGAUGCUUUCAGCCUUUCCCAAUCACGUAUCAACGCGUACAAAGGACUGGCGAGUCCGGCAUAUCUGUCCCUCUCUAAUGAAGACCCCGUGAUGGCAGCUUUGGAGCUCAGCAAUGAGCUUGCCGUUCUAGCCAACAUUGAGAAAGAGUUUAAGAAUGAUUACAAAAAAUUGUCCACUCAGUGUAAAGACUUUGUGGUGGGACUCUUGGACUUGUGCCGGAACACGGAAGAAGUGGAGGCCAUCUUAAAUGGGGACGGUGACUCAUGUCAAACCUUUGGCAGACAAAACCUAAUCAGGUUAAAGCUUGCAAUAAAAUAUGAAGUUAAGAAGUUUGUGGCACAUCCAAACUGCCAGCAGCAGCUCCUCUAUAUCUGGUAUGAGAACUUUUCUGGACUUCGUCAGCAAAACUUGGCCAUUAAAAUCCUACUUGUCCUCGGUGUAGCUGCUGGGUUACCUUUCCUGGCCUUCAUGUACUGGAUAGCACCUUCAAGUAAGUUAGGGAAACUUAUGUGUGGACCUUUCCUGAAGUUUGUGGCCCACGCUGCCUCCUUCAUGAUAUUUCUCUGCCUACUGGUUCUGAAUGCAGCAGACCGCUUCGCAGGGACAUCGCUGCUGCCAAACAUGACCGUCCACGAAUACCCUUCGCAGCUGUUUCGUAUGAAGACCACACCUUUUACCUGGAUGGAGAUCCUCAUCAUAUCCUGGGUCAUAGGGAAGAUCUGGGAAGAAUGUAAAGACAUUUGGACGCAGGACAUCCGGGAAUACAUCUCCGAACCCUGGAACCUUCUUGAUUUCAGUAUUUUGGCCAUAUUUAUGACCUCAUUCAUUGCCAGAUUAAUGGCUUUCUGGCAUGCAUACUCUGCCCAGUGCUUUGUUGAUAAGCACUACACUGACCUGACCAACAUGACCUUGCCCUCUGAGAUACAAUACUUCCAGCUGGCUCGAAUCAACUGGAUGCCCUCGGACCCACAGCUCAUCUCCGAAGGCCUCUACGCGAUUGCGGUUGUGCUGAGUUUCUCUCGCAUCGCGUACAUCUUGCCUGCCAACGAGAGUUUCGGGCCCCUGCAGAUCUCUCUGGGAAGGACGGUGAAAGACAUCUUUAAGUUCAUGGUGAUCUUCAUCACCGUCUUUGUGGCUUUCAUGGUGGGCAUGUUCAACCUGUACUCGUACUACCUUGGAGCCAAAUACAACGACGCAUUUACAACGCUCGAGGAGAGCUUUAAAACACUAUUUUGGGCCAUCUUUGGCUUGUCAGAGGUGAAAUCGGUGGUCAUCAAUGUCAACCACAAGUUCAUUGAGAACACCGGCUAUGUGCUGUACGGGGUGUACAACAUCAUCAUGGUGAUUGUCCUGCUCAAUAUGCUCAUCGCCAUGUUCAACAGCUCCUUCCAGGAAAUUCAGGAUGAUGCAGAUGUGGAGUGGAAGUUUGCCAGAGCCAAGCUCUGGUUCUCGUACUUCGAGCAGGGCGGCACGCUGCCCGUGCCCUUCAACCUCGUUCCCAGUCCUAAAUCUGUCAUUUCCCUCCUGUUGUGGAUAAGGGAAUUUCUCUGGGCACAAAACAAGGAAAGCUCAAAUGACGAGACGGAGCUUAAUAAGUUGAGGCAACAAGAAGAUCUGAGUGUGGAAGAAUCACAUUGCUCGACCCACUACCAAAAGAUAAUGAAUCGCCUCGUUAAAAGAUAUAUUGUAAAAGCACAAAGAGAUAAAGACAAUGACGAAGUACACGAGGGUGAGCUCAGAGAAAUCAAACAGGACAUCUCCAGUCUCCGCUACGAGCUGCUGGAGAGGCAGAACCAAGAUCUGGAGACACUGGCGGAGCACAUUAGGGGACUGGGAGAUGCCAUGCAUAUUGAGCAGAAAGAAGAGUAGCAUGUGCAUACCUUAUAUACUGUACUCUUCUCAUUAUUGAGGAAUUUGGUCAGGGACAAAAAUGCCUUCAGAAGCAAAUUAACACAAAUUUUAGAUGAAAACAUACCUAAUAAAACUAGAAAUGAUGUAAGUUCACAUGCAGAAACCUUAUUGUUUUGCAUUAGUGUAACUUUUGGAGGAUAUUCUCUUCAUUUCCAUCCCUGUACGACCACAUGGUGUCACUAGUGGAACUUUUUUCUUGUUGCACAGACCCUGAUACUGUGGCGUAGACAUGGUUUGAUAAGGGUGUUGUUUUUAAUCUUAAGUAGGGGAAAAACAAAAAUUCUGGUUAAUACAUCACUAUACUAAACUAUAGUUAGUGAUAAUAGCCUUUAGUACUUUCCUGUGGAUGUCAUGUUAUGUCAUCUUCUUAUGAUAUAACCUGAAAAUUAAAAAAAAAAGAUAAAAUAAAAUAGGGCGGUUAUAAACACACUCACUUUGCUGGAUUUCUUAAAUGUUAAGUGUUUAACGUUUGAAGCGUAAUGCUUAAUGAAAAUUAAACUGGCCAUUCUUUACAACUCAUGAAGUCCAGAGGCUUUUAUGGGCUUUUAUAGCCAUUAAGCAGCAGAUGCUCCCCCUCACGCUCGCUGUGAAGCAAGACAAACAUCUGAGAACAGUCUGACCUGUCAAGAGAGAGUGAGAGCGUUUCAGAGCUACCAAGUCGAGUCUGCAAGCAGCGUUUAACCACAUGUGUCUGCACCAUCACUAAUUUGUCAUUUCAAAACUCCAAAAGCUGCCGGUGGUCACUGUGUGCAGCCUGCGAGCGUAACAUCUACAGAUUAAAGUCUCAUAUAAAAGCCUGGGCCCUUAUCGCAUUCAAAGAACACAUCACUUUUUUUUUUUUAUAUGAAUAAUAAACCGUUAUCCAAGAAUUAUGUAGGCCAUGGCAUGAGAAUCCCACACUGAUAUCAUCAAGCUCAUGACGCAGGAGAUAAAGGCCAAGGCCUGUGUGUGCAUCAUGCAUCAGUGACAUCCACACUCCGCUGAUUAACUUGAAUAGUAAAACUCCCUGUGUUAUCGCUCCAGGAUUACAGAAAUGUAAAUGAGAACAUAGGAAAUGGGGAUUCUGCUAUGACUCAAUUUCCUUCAAAAUUGUGUCACACACAGGCUGAUAAUGAAAGAUGUACUGUAACAACAUUAUUAUUAUUAUUAUGGCCAUUAUUUAACUUUAUAUUUACUUUGGCAAACUCAGCAUAACAUAAUCCAUUAUGGUUUCUCAUUGGCUGAUCAUGGCUCUACUGUGAUGCCAUACAUUUCUGUGGCGUGGACAUUUAUUCUUUAUAGGGUUGGCGGUUAAAACGAGUGUAAUAAAGGGGGAUAAACAUCAAUUUCACUUAUAAACUUUAGACAAACAGUUGUAACUCAUGAGUUAUUCAAAGAUGUCAUGUUUGUCUUGUAGUAUCUGCUUGAAAAUUGCGCACACAUAAUGAAAUGAGUGUAUAUAUCUGCAACCACAAGGUCUAUUUGAAUAUUUUGGGUGUCAUAGUAAAGGUAAAGGUAAAUUGCUCUAAACUUCUAUCAAAUCACAGUACAAUAUGUGAACAUCAUCUCUGCAAAGGUUGACUUGGAUCAAGUGAAGUAAGUUUUAGUACAGAAAAUACAGACGAGGGUUUGUUACAGCCAAUAGAUUACGCUAGUGUCGCCAAAACACCUUGAAUUCCUCCAAUCAGAAACAACUUGUGAUGACACAAGUUGUCACAGUGAGUGAUGAGUGAUGAUGAGUGAUGUCCCUUCAUUCCUGCUAAAGAGAGAGUCACAUUUGAAACUUCCUGAUGGUGUUAUCUACAAACGCUUGUUUUUUUUUAGUUAAAAAUGACUUUCCUGUCUGAUGUUCUUUUUUGGAUGCUGUUUUAAGAUCAAAUAAUGGCUAACAAGUGUCAAACUAGCAGUCAAGCUUGCUCACAUUAGAUGAAAACAUGGUUGGUGA
Molecule: messenger RNA, 4550 nt
Organism: Solea solea (common sole)
Lineage: Eukaryota; Metazoa; Chordata; Actinopteri; Pleuronectiformes; Soleidae
Gene: trpc6b
Product: transient receptor potential cation channel, subfamily C, member 6b
Exons: 12
Coding region: 122-2584 (820 amino acids)
Biological process (GO): calcium ion transmembrane transport; manganese ion transport; regulation of cytosolic calcium ion concentration
Cellular component (GO): membrane; cation channel complex
Molecular function (GO): protein binding; store-operated calcium channel activity; inositol 1,4,5 trisphosphate binding
Source: RefSeq, a predicted model, not a curated record